Molecule: messenger RNA, 3199 nt
Organism: Calliphora vicina (urban bluebottle blowfly)
Lineage: Eukaryota; Metazoa; Arthropoda; Insecta; Diptera; Calliphoridae
Product: STAM-binding protein-like
Exons: 6
Coding region: 184-1422 (412 amino acids)
Biological process (GO): protein K63-linked deubiquitination
Cellular component (GO): endosome; membrane
Molecular function (GO): K63-linked deubiquitinase activity; protein binding; metal-dependent deubiquitinase activity
Source: RefSeq, a predicted model, not a curated record
CUACAUAAUGAGUAAUUACAAUAAUUGUUGUUAAAAAAUACGAAGAAAAAUAAAUAAAAACUAUUUACAAUUACAACAAAACCAUAAAUAACAAAUUAUUAUUAAUCUAAUAAUAAAGAACAAACGAAUGAAAAUUUAUAGUUUAUUGCACUAGACAUUUGCAAGUGUUAAAAUUCCCAGAAAAUGUCUUCGAAAGUCAUAAAUUACAUGGGCAUGAGUAUAGUGGAGCCCCAGGAAAGAAUGCGCCAUUUGGUCAACCAUGGCAACAUGAAUGAUGUGGAUCCUAAACAGUCUAUAAGUCGUUACUAUCGCUCUGGCACUGAAAUGUUACGCAUGGCUCAAGUGUAUCUCGCUGAGGGGGAGCAUGAAAAUGCCUUCAUACUUUAUAUGAAAUAUCUAACAUUGUUUGUGGAGAAGAUACGCUCCCAUCCCGACUAUCCCAGCAUUAAGUCUGAAAUGAAAUUCAUUAAUAAACGUAUCAAAGAUGAGGUUAUGCCCACUUCGGAAAAGUUGCGCGUUAAACUAUUGGAUCGUUAUCAAAGGGAAUAUGAGCAAUUUCUGGCCAAUAAAGAGGCAGAACGUGUACGUGAAAUGGAACGUGAUCGUCGUAUACGAGAAGCGGCUGCUAACAAUUCGACAAAAACUGCAUCGCUAAUACCCGCCAAUCUACACGUUCAAAUGGAUCCCAAUGUUCAGCCUAUGGCACCCGAUAUAAGUUUACUGGAUCAGGUGGUGUAUCCCAAUGAUUUUCCAACGGGUGGCCAUAAGUCAAAUUUACUAUUGCCAACGGAUAGUUUGGAUAAGGAGGAUAAACGAUCAAACCUUCCCUCAAAGCCCUCUUUCGAUCGUACACAAAAACCUCAAUACGAUCGCUCCAAUUCCCUGCUGGAAGGUUCACUGCGCCCCGUUGUCAUACCACAAAAUACAAUGGAUGUAUUUCUACAACUUGCACAGACGAAUACCAUAAAAAAUAUUGAAACUUGUGGCAUCUUGGCGGGUCAUUUGGCCCAUAAUCGUCUGUUUAUAACUCAUAUUAUAAUACCCAAACAACAAGGUACCCCCGACUCGUGCAUCACCAUACAUGAAGAGGAAAUAUUUGAAGUACAAGAUGAACAAAAUUUAAUAACAUUGGGAUGGAUACACACACAUCCUACGCAGACAUCAUUCUUAUCAUCGGUGGACUUGCAUACACAUUGUUCGUAUCAGAUAAUGAUGCCCGAGGCUAUUGCCAUUGUUUGCGCACCAAAAUAUCAAACUAACGGUUUCUUUAUACUUACCCCAUCUUAUGGUCUGAACUAUAUUGCUGAAUGUAGAAAAAGUGGAUUUCAUCCACAUCCCAAUGAUCCACCAUUGUUUAUGGAAGCCCCACACAUUCAAAUGGAGUCCGAUCAAAAGAUACGUGUAGUGGAUCUGCGCAGAUAGUUUAAGGAAUUCUUUAUCUAAAAAGAGCAAAACGAAUUUAAGGGCUUAUUAAUUGAAACAAAAAGCUUAACAGAAAUCUGACCUAAAAAAAGAAAGAACUAAAAAUUAUUCAAAAUUAUUAUAAUAAAAAAAAUAUAACUAUAAAUACUUAAACUAUUUUGGCGGCAUUAAAUGUAAAACUAAAUUAAAACCCUAUAAUUUGUGUUUGGCUAAAAUUCUCUACUACAUAAUUCAUACAAAACCAAUUUACUUUAAUAAACAUAAAAAUAAAAAAUUAUAAAGUGCUUUAAUAAACAAAAUUACACAGUACAACAUUUUUCAGUCCAUUGCUUUGGGACUCAAUUCUGACAAUUGCACGUGAAAGUAGCCCCAAAAAUAAGAACUUCUGUAUCAUUAGUUUUGUCAAGUUGGCUGCCGUAAUAAUUUAAUGGCCAUACGAAUUUUUUUUCCUCAAGGUAGAUUUUUAUCACUUUUUCUAUAUUUUAGAACGUUUAUAUCUCAUAUACCGUACGGAAUAUCUCUUUUGUGCCUGAAGCAAAAUUGUAUAUAUUGAAAAGUAGAAGAAAAGUACGGAACAUACCUACCCGAAAAAGGUGCAUCCAGUGCCUUAAAAAUCGCAAAAAUGCCCAUUUUUUAAAUUUUUUUACCAAUUUUUCACCUUUUUUGCUCAAUAACUGGAUUACAAAUCCAAUUAUGGACCGAACACCAUGAAAUUAGGUCGUGUGAUUUGUGUUUAUAUGAAAGUUAUUUAUCAUGAAUUUUGCUUGUAUACCAUCAUUUUUAACAGAUUUAUUCACUUUAAAGUGAUUUUCGGAAGCGGGUCUUAUAUGGGAGCUAUGAAUAAUUAUGGACCGAUCAUAAAACAAUUUGGUACAUAUAAUUUGCUCGGCACAAGGACGAAGCCUGUUGAAAUUGCCUGAAAUCGGUUCAUUAUUUCACCUAGCCCCCAUACAAAUGUCCUCCCGAAAUUGGACUUUAUCGGUCAUAAAUGUUUAAUUUAUAUAUGUAUCUACACAAAUUUCGCUCCAAAUAAGUUUUAUAUAUACAAAAUUCAUGUCACCAAAUUUUAUUAUGAUCGGUCCAUAACUAGUCAUAGCUCCCAUAUAAGACCCGCAUCCGAAAAUCACUUUAAAGUGAAUAAAUCUGUUAAAAAUGAUGGUAUACAUGCAAAAUUCAUGAUAAAUAACUUUCAUAUAAACACAAAUCACACGACCUAAUUUCAUGGUGUUCGGUCCAUAAUUGGAUUUGUAAUCCAGUUAUUUAGCAAAAAAGGUGAAAAAUUGGUAAAAAAUGGGCAUUUUUGCGAUUUUUAAGGCACUGGAUGCACCUUUUUCGGGUAGGUAUGUUCCGUACUUUUCUUCUACUUUUCAAUAUAUACAACUUUGCUUCAGGCACAAAAGAGAUAUUCCGUACGGUAUACGAGAUAUAACCGUUCUAAAAUAUAGAAAAAGUGAUAAAAAUCCACCUUGAGGAAAAAAAAUUCGUAUGGCCAUUAAAUUAUUACGGCAGCCAAAUUGACAAAACUAAUGAUGCAUAAGUUCUUAUUUUUUGGGCUACUUUCACGUGCAAUUGUUAGAAUUGAGUCCCAAGAUCAUGUGUUGUACUGUGUUAUUGAAUAAUUAAAAAUGGAAACCUGUUGAAAUAACAAUACAGCAUAAAUAACAAGAAAUAUGUAAUAAUAACAAAUAAUUGAUGACAAACCGAUAUUUUUAGAAAAGUAUAUAUAUUUUUUCAAACAUUUUUAAAGUAAAAAUAAAAUACAUACAAUGUAAAACUA